AUGUCACUGGCACCAUGCAAGAGAGAGAAUCACCUGGGAGCAUCUGAAACAAGAACUUGAAGUCUACUAUUCAUUCGCAAGUGAGUAAAAUUUGCUCUCUGAACAUUAGAUUUUGUGGUCAGUCCAGAAAUGACUGGAGCUGCUGUGUCCGCGUGCCUACUUUUUCUCCUGUCUGUAUGUUCAGCGUGUUACAUUUCCAACUGUCCUAUCGGUGGGAAGAGGUCCAUCAUGGACGCACCACUGCGCAAGUGCAUGUCUUGUGGCCCUGGAGACAGGGGCCGCUGCUUCGGCCCCAGUAUCUGCUGCGGGGAGGGUCUCGGCUGCCUGCUGGGCUCCCCAGAAGCAGCUAACUGUGUGGAGGAGAACUACCUGCUCACCCCCUGCCAGGCGGGAGGGAGGCCCUGUGGAUCUGAGGGAGGACGCUGCGCUGCUUCAGGACUCUGCUGUGAUGCAGAGAGUUGUACCACAGACCAGUCGUGCCUUAUCGAAGAGGAGGGAGACGACCAACCCGGCCAAUUCGACAGCAGCGACCCCGGUGACAUCAUCCUCAGGCUCCUGCAUCUGGCUGGUCACACUUCUCCUCAUCGAAUCCACCAAUGA
Xiphias gladius (swordfish) is the source of this 600-nucleotide messenger RNA. It is a transcript of the gene oxt, whose product is annotated as oxytocin. Gene Ontology annotation, cellular component: secretory granule; extracellular region. Gene Ontology annotation, molecular function: neurohypophyseal hormone activity. The record is from RefSeq and is a predicted model, not a curated record. The transcript is spliced from 4 exons. Lineage: Eukaryota; Metazoa; Chordata; Actinopteri; Istiophoriformes; Xiphiidae.